Messenger RNA from Paramormyrops kingsleyae, 1931 nucleotides. Lineage: Eukaryota; Metazoa; Chordata; Actinopteri; Osteoglossiformes; Mormyridae. The record is from RefSeq and is a predicted model, not a curated record.
CCUAUCAGCCAGGUAAAGGUGCUAUACGGGGGUACGGAGCUGUUUGACGACGAGGUCAGGCGUACCUUCCACAACGACAUGCUGCUGGCGCUGGUUAGCGGGGCCUGCAUCGCCGCUCUGGUUUACAUCCUGACCUCCUUCUCAGUGUUCCUGACGCUUUUUGGCCUGGCCAGCAUCGGCCUCAGCUGCCUCCUGGCCCUCUUCCUGUACCAUGUGGCAUUUGGUGUCCGCUACCUGGGUAUCCUCAAUGGAGUGGCGGCAUUUGUCAUCGUUGGCAUCGGAGUAGACGACGUCUUCGUCUUCAUCGGAACCUUCCGGCAGGCCUUCCGCAUGACGCAGCCCCAACAGCGCAUGGUCUAUACUCUGAAAACGGCCGGCCGCGCCACCUUCCUCACCUCCUUCACGACUGCUGCUGCUUACGCCGCCAACGCCUUCUCGCAGAUCCCGGCAGUGCAGGAUUUCGGGCUGUUCAUGGCGCUGAUCGUCAGCUGCUGCUGGCUGUGGGUGUGCCUGAUGAUGCCCGCCGCGCUCGGCGUGUGGAGCCGCUGCCUGGAGCGGCAUGAGGGCACCUGCCUGCGGCGGUGUUGCCCUCCCCGUGGGCAAUCAACGGGCUAUACCCCCUUGUCAGACCAGGAUGACGACGUCGCUCUCCUGUCAGUGGACAUGGAUUUGGGGUCCUUUGAUCCAGAGUCUGAUGUCCCCCUGGUGUCACUUCAGGUGACAUUUCCUCCCAACCCUAAACAUGGCGGAGCAGGCAUGGUGUGCUCUGGCCUGCAGGGGGCACUGCAGCGCUGGGUGGCCAAGCCUGUGGUGGAGAACCGCAGAGUCAUUAUAGUUCUCUACAUCCUGGUUCUGGUGGUGACCGCUGGGUUCUGCUGCCUGCUGAAGCCCGCCAGUCACGCCCCCCUCCUUUUCCGCCCCGACACCAACCUGCAGACGCUGCUGGGGUUGCGUAGCAACCUCAGCGCCCAGGGCAUUUCCUGCCACACCUGCUCGGGCCUCUUCAUGGAGAAGCCACACUCCCUGCGCAGUGCGGCCCACACUGCGUGCCACACUGCGCCCGGCUCAGGCCCCGAUGGGCACCACUUGAACCCGAGCACUGUGGUGGGACACACUGCGGACAAACACAGUACCAGCAUCCACCAGACAGACAAGCUGUUCACCGUAUACGUCUCGAAGCUGGAGGCGGACACCGGAGUCACGCUGUACCGCUUCUCCCAGAAUUCCAGCGUGCCAUCGCCCUGGAAACCGCUCACCCCCGGACAGGGGGAGGUGCCCUCCUUUCAGGCUUUCAGCGGCCCCCACAGCAAUUUCAGCACGCGCAUGACGGUGUGCGCGGCCCACGCAGGGCGCCCCCGCUGGAUGAUCACAUCGCAGUCCUGCGACACCGGCCGCGGCUGGGGGCCCGAGUUCAGCUUCUACGUGGCCUCGGCUGAGCAGAUGCAGAGCAGAAAGCUGUAUUUUGCCCAGCUCAGACGCAGCCCUUACCCCAGCAGGGUGUGUGUGGCCCCCCCCGGCUGCGUGAUCAGUGCUGGGCCUGACGGACCCACCAAGGGCUCCUUCUAUACCCCCCUGGCUGCAGCUCCAGACCCCAAGCCAAUCAGUGCUUCAAAAACCUCAGGUUUCAACCCCUGCGGAGGGGGUGGAUGUGGGCGGCCGGCAGUGCGCCCUCUGGUGGACACCGGUGCCAUGGUGUUUGUGGUGUUUGGGAUUCUGGGAGUUAACCGCACCCAGCGAGCCGACAACCACGUCAUUGGGGACAUGGGUAGUGUGGUCUAUGACCCAGACUUUGACCUCUUCAAAGAGAUCGGGCACCUGUGCCAGCUCUGCAAGGAUAUCAGUGCCAAUGUGCACCUAGUCAAGCCUGGAGGAGCCCAGUGCCUACCCUCAGGUACCCCCCCCCCUCACCCCACCCCUCCCCCAGAGCCGCA